AUGGCAGAUCUGACACCAACACAUAUCAGCUGGCAGCCAUCAGUAAACGCAAGCACACACCAUACUGACAGAUAUGCCAAUGCUGAGUUGACUGUGAGGCGAGGACAAGCCUUCACUAUUACCCUGUACUUCAACAGACCAAAGCAGACUGGGGAGAACCUAGCAUUUGUCACUGAAAUAGGACCAUCCCCCUCAGAAUCUCAUCGUACAAAAGCUGUAUUUAACCUCUCUGAGGUGGGGGCAAGUGGCUGGAGUGCUGCCCAAGGACCCAGUGAGUCUGGCUAUAUGAACUUUACAAUAUCCAGCCCAGCCAAUGCUGUCAUUGGACGAUACAAUCUCAUCCUUCAAGUAACCUCAGGGAACAAGAUCUUCUCCAGAUUCCUGGGGCAGUUUGUGUUACUCUUCAACCCUUGGUGCCCAGGUGAUGAUGUCUACUUGGCUAAUGAAAAUGAGAGACAAGAAUAUGUUCUAAAUGAAAAUGGAAUAAUCUUUGUGGGCAAUGCAAAGUACAUUGAAGCAAGAGGAUGGUACUAUGGACAGUUUCAAGAUCACCUUCUAAACAUCUGUCUUACCAUGCUUGAUCUGAGCCUAUACUAUCGUCAGGACCCAGCCAUUGAUGUAUCCCGAAGAGGAGAUCCUAAAUAUGUGGGCCGAGUAAUCAGUUCUAUGAUCAAUGGAAAUGAUAAUGAUAAUGGAGUUCUCCUGGGAAAGUGGCAAGGAAGUUUCCAUUCACAUGAGAAUCCAUCCAGAUGGGAUGGCAGUGUGGUAAUCCUCCAGAAAUGGCGUCAGGACAACUACAAGCCUGUUCAGUAUGGCCAGUGCUGGGUUUUUGCAGGCGUGAUGUGUACAGUUCUGAGGUGCUUGGGGAUUCCAACUCGUUUGGUUUCAAAUUUUAACUCUGCCCAUGAUGUGGAUAGAAAUCUGAGUAUUGAUAAGUACUACGACAGCUCUGGAAAGAGUCUUAAUAUCAGCAAGGAUUCCACAUGGGAUUACCACGUCUGGAAUGAAAGCUGGUUCAUUCGCCCAGACCUGGGAACAUCAUACAAUGGAUGGCAGGUUUUAGAUGCGACUCCACAAGAACAAAGCAGAGGAUUAUUUCAGUGUGGCCCUGCAUCUGUCACAGCCAUCAAAGAAGGUGAUGUAGACUUGGAUUAUGACACCUUAUUUGUGUAUACGGAGGUGAAUGCCGAUUGCAACAGAUGGAUUGUAUACAAUGAUGGAACUAAGAGAAGAGUUUAUUGUGAUACUGAAAUAAUUGGCAGGUUUAUAAGCACCAAAGCUGUGGGCAGCAAUUCCCGUGUGGAUGUCACCUGUAAUUACAAAUAUCCAGAAGGUUCUUCUGAGGAAAGACGAGUUUAUAAAAAGGCCUUAGCCAAGAUAUUUGGAUCAAAUAUCACAGAAGGACACACAGAAUCUCCAGAUGAAAGAUCUUCAGAGACAAUUAGAAACCCUGGGAUCUCUGGGAAAUUCAAGCUGGCUGAACCUCCAGUGUUUGGCAAAGACAUUACCCUAAUCUUAAUUCUCAAUAACCUAUCUUUUGACCACAAGACCGUGAAGGUGGACAUGAGUGCGUCAACCAUCCUGUACACAAGGAGACCAGUGGCAGAGAUCCUGAAGGCAACCACUUCUGUGGAUCUUGGUUCUAAACAAGGGAAACAUAUCCAGUUAAAGAUCCCUUAUUCUUAUUAUGGAAAAUAUCUGACUACUGACAAAAGGAUCCAAGUUACUGCUUUGUGUGAAGUCAUGCACAUGCAUGGGGUAAAGUUGCUGGUGGAGAAGACAAUCAUUUUAGAAGACACAAACAUUAUCAUUAAGAUUCCUCGGCGGGUUGUAGUGAACAAAGCUGUUACUCUAGAGAUCUCAUAUGCCAAUCCCCUCCCUGAACCUGUGAACCGCUGUGUACUACUAGUGACUUUGAUGAAUCAACAGGUCAAGAUACAUCUGGCACAACUGGCACCAAGGGAGAGAUCAAAAAUUUAUUUUGAAUUCACACCUCGCAGGACUGGGCCCUUACAGCUGCAAGUAGACUUCUCUUGUGACAAAUUUUCACAUGUCAAGGGAUUUGUAACCAUUGCAGUAGCACCUGCAUAA
This is a messenger RNA of Haliaeetus leucocephalus (bald eagle), 2091 nucleotides long. RefSeq names its product protein-glutamine gamma-glutamyltransferase 6-like. The coding region runs from base 1 to 2091 and encodes 696 amino acids. Lineage: Eukaryota; Metazoa; Chordata; Aves; Accipitriformes; Accipitridae. The record is from RefSeq and is a predicted model, not a curated record. Gene Ontology annotation, biological process: peptide cross-linking. The transcript has 13 exons. Gene Ontology annotation, molecular function: protein-glutamine gamma-glutamyltransferase activity.